AAAGGUUUGUCCAUCGCGUAAGGCUUACGUAAUUACAUCUUACCACUAUUACAUAAAAUAAUCAUACGUUACAUUGCAUAAUAAGUAAUGACGAUUAUAUUUACCUAAUGCGACCUCAAGUUAGUGAGGGUAUUGUCGGAAUUCCCAAUUGUGAAAGGAAAGGUUAGUUAGUAACGACAAUCAACUGGAGCUAGUACUGUGACAACUGGCGCUCACUAUGAAGUAUGAACCACUCGACUUCUGUACUCCCUUGGAUAUAAAAGGUGUGUUCUUUUACCCGGUUUCUUGAUUGCCUCAGCUCUCACCUUUAGUAAAGCACUACUGACUGAAAGUCUGGUUAAGACUUUUUCUGUAGCCUCAACUUCAGCAUUCCUCUGAUUGUCUCUCAGAGGCCCCAAAAUCCAGAGCAGGAGUAAGAGCUUCCACCUGGGAAGCAAAACCAUCAAUGGGCGACCACUACUCAUGGCAAGCGGAUUUCGAUUAUCACCAUGUCUGGCCAGAACUGGCAUUUGGGUGGCGAGUAGUGGCGGGGACGGCCAUCGGAUUCUUGGGAGCAGCUUUCGGGAGUGUCGGCGGCGUUGGUGGCGGCGGGAUAUUCGUUCCCAUGCUCACUCUCAUCAUUGGGUUCGAUCCAAAAUCAUCAACCGCCAUCUCUAAGUGCAUGAUCACUGGCGCUGCAAUUUCAACUGUGUUCUACAAUCUCAAGCUGAGACACCCGACUCUGGAUCUUCCCAUCGUGGAGUACGAUCUGGUGCUUCUGAUCCAACCCGUGUUGCUGUUGGGGAUCAGUAUUGGAGUCACUUUCAACGUUGUCUUCCCCGAUUGGUUGGUCACAGUUCUUCUCAUCAUUCUCCUCUUAGCAACGGCGGGAAGGGCAUACUUCAAGGGUCUUGAUCUCUGGAACAAGGAAGCUGCUGCCAAGUGUUUGGAACCAGCAGCUGAUGGUGGUGGGGAGGUGGGAGAAUACAAGCCGCUUCUAGGCGGGCCAAGCCAAGGAGCGACGACGGGCAAUGUUUCUUCUCCCCAGAAGCGAGAGGUUACUGUUAUCAACAACAUUCGGUGGAAGGAACUCGGACUUCUGACUUUAGUCUGGGUGGCCUACGUCACCUUGCAGAUCUCCAAGAACUACACAGCCAUUUGUUCGAUGGAGUACUGGGUGCUGAACUUGCUCCAGAUCCCAGUCUCGGCCAGUGUGUUUCUGUACCAGGCAAUUAGCCUGUACAAAGGGACAAAGAAGAUAGCAUCCAUGGGUGAAGAAGCUAGGAACUUGAAGCUAAAGCAACUGACUUUAUUCUCCAUCUGUGGGUUGUUUGCUGGAAUUGUUGGUGGGCUUCUUGGAUUAGGUGGUGGAUUUGUGAUGGGCCCUCUGUUUCUUGAACUGGGAAUUCCUCCUCAGGUUGUUAGUGCCACAGCAACUUUGGGAAUGGCCUUCUCAGCAUCCAUGUCUGUGGUGGAAUACUACCUUCUCCAUCGCUUCCCUGUUCAAACGCCCUGUACCUUGUUGGAGUGUCCAUUUUGGCUGCCUAUAUUGGGCAGCACUUAAUCAGCGCAGUUGUGGGAUGGACAGGCAGGGCAUCGCUCAUCAUAUUCGUGCUCUCCUUUACAAUCUUCGUCAGUGCAAUAUCACUAGGUGGAGUUGGGAUCACAAACCUGGUAGAGAAGAUAAAUAAAGGAGAAUACAUGGGUUUUGAGAAUCUCUGUUUGUAUCGGCCAUAGAGAAUCCCUGUUUCUCGAGACUUGUGGGACAAGUCUCACUACGGAGUGUUCAUUCUUAUGUUUAUGGGUCUUUGGGAUUCAUAUUUCCUGGUAGACCCAACCAAAACUUUUGAGUGUGUGAUUGUAUUUCAUUCGGUGUCUGAAAUGUCAAAUACCAAGUUGUCAUUAUGAUGUAGAGUUGGGUUUCUAUGUGGUGUGGAAUGGUUAAAAUAUGUGUUUGUAAGUUUGUAAAAGUGAAAUUUCAUAACAUAAAGAAUGAUGCUUUGAAGCUGUAACAAAUAUGUCCAUUCUUAUUUUGUUUAUUAUAUAUAGGAAGGUGGUAAAAAUAUAAUUUAUAGAUGUAUAUUACUAAAAACAAAAAUUAUGUACAUUAAUAAUUUUCACAAAGGUAAAAUUACUAAUUUAUGUUAUUUUGUUGUACUCGAUGUCCAUCAUACUUAACACAUUGUAGAAUACAUGGAUUAUAUUUUAUACGCAGCCGAACUCAUAUGUAGCCUAGUUGAUGACUGCUUUGAAAAUGACGAUUGAAUGUAAGAAAACAUGGAGUCGUUUGAAUGAAUCAAUUGUAUAAUG
Molecule: messenger RNA, 2289 nt
Organism: Linum trigynum
Lineage: Eukaryota; Viridiplantae; Streptophyta; Magnoliopsida; Malpighiales; Linaceae
Source: the annotation of a GenBank genome assembly